Molecule: messenger RNA, 723 nt
Organism: Paramecium tetraurelia
Lineage: Eukaryota; Ciliophora; Oligohymenophorea; Peniculida; Parameciidae
Exons: 3
Source: RefSeq, a predicted model, not a curated record
AUGAAUUAACAAUGCGAAAAGGAUGAAUAGUUUGAUCUCAUCAUUGAUGAGAAACUCUCCAGUUAAGAGCAAUCAACAUCCACACAAUCUAAACAAAGCCAUGCUAAUCUGGCUAUGUUAUAAGAUAAUACUAAAAAUUUUAAAUUAAAAAGAACUCAAAGUACCAAUAAACUAUAAUUUAAAGGAAGUUUGCUUCAACUCAAUCACAUCCCUCCUCAAAGAAGAGGAUCUCAAUCAUGCAUAGAACCAAUCCAAGUAAUUGAGGAAGAGUGCCAUCAAAUUGGGAAACCAAAUCUCUAUAAUGUGUUUUGGUACGAUGAGAAUAUUGAUAAUAAAUAUGAAAUCAUUGUCUAAGCAACACAAGACAUCCUUAUCUCUGAUUUUAUUGCUUUAGUUAUAAAAGAAUUCAAUCUGCAACAUGAUUAUAUUCAUUCCCCAUUUACUGAAGAUGGAUCCCUGCUUUAUGAAUUGUACGUUCCAAAAAAAAAGAAUGGGAAACCCAAUGAAGAUUACCCAGCCUUUGCUGAUAAAACUUAAUUAAGUAAAACAAACCUUACUUAAUUUGCACUCAAAGUAUCAAAACUUGAAUCUCAUUAUAUCAGUUCAUUCGCAAAAUAAGGUUAACAUGUUUAGGAAUCAACGACAAAGAAUAAUGAUUAAAAUACAGGGGAUGAAAAGUCCUUCUGGCAGAAAUUUUUCUUUUGUUGUAAUAUUGAUAUCUGA